AUGGCGCCAGGUCGACUUCGAGUGUUUGUGGUGCUUGUAUUGGUACUCGUUUUUGCCCGUCUAUCAGCUCCUUCAGUUCAGAGAUUAUACCACCUUUUCCGACUACCGCUCAUAUGGCCUAACUCUUCGGCUAGAGCGAUUAUUUCUCAGCAACGCGACCAUUUUGAUGUGACCUUUUCCUCAUUCCCGGCCAAUUACUCUACGGAGGAUGCGGGCUUCAGUCUGUUGGUUCCAGCGAGACUGCAUCAUAUAUAUCUCGGCCCAAAUACUCCGCAUGCAGAAUGGCUUGCAGCCAGGGCCGAUUGUCUCAAGCAGCAUGAUUCGUGGGAAGCUUUUCUCUGGAAUGACAGCAAUGCGCCGCAAUUCGUGGAGGAGAAUUAUCCUCACCUCUAUGAUAUGUGGAAAAGCUAUCCGUUCAUUGUCCAACGUGUUGACGCUCUACGUUACAUGGUGUUGCAGAAGUAUGGAGGUGCUGUUCUUGACUUCGACCUGGCCUGCAAACGCUCACUUGAGCCUCUUCGUCAGUUCAACUUCGUCGCACCGGCUGCCCAUCCUGCGGGCUUUUCGAUUGGCAUGAUGCUUGCCUCACCCAAUCACCCUUUUGUCAAAUCCCUGGUCAACAGUUUACCUAAUUUCAAUCAUGCGUGGCCGUUUCUGUCAUAUGUGACAAUCAUGUUCAGCACUGGCUGCCACUAUGCUUCGUGGGUGUCUCCAAUGAUCUACGAAUCAUCUGUAUUGCUACUGACCAAUUAUUCUCUGUGCAGGACCGUUUAUACCCUACAAAAAGACCGAUCGGAUCUUCGCAUUCUCUCUGGGACUCCUGACAACCCAAAUAUGCAUAUGUUGAACGGAUUUGUCGAUACUCCCCUCUUCCGCCAUCUUGGCUCCUCCUCGUGGCACAACAAAGACGCCCGUCUGAUCCUUCUGCUGAAGGAUAUCGAGCUGAAAAUGACAUUCCUUGCCUCUGUAAUUGUCAUUGGAGUCUUGGCCUCACUGUUCUUGUGCUGCCGUUGGGCGCGACAUCGUUUGUCGUCACGACAAGACGUCGAAUCCAACUUACGAAUUCCUUCCCUCAAGUAUAUGUAG
Penicillium verrucosum is the source of this 1086-nucleotide messenger RNA. RefSeq names its product glycosyltransferase family 32 protein. Gene Ontology annotation, molecular function: mannosyltransferase activity. Gene Ontology annotation, biological process: mannosyl-inositol phosphorylceramide biosynthetic process. NCBI's taxonomy places the organism in Eukaryota, Fungi, Ascomycota, Eurotiomycetes, Eurotiales, Aspergillaceae. The transcript is spliced from 2 exons. Bases 1 to 1086 code for a protein of 361 amino acids. The record is from RefSeq and is a predicted model, not a curated record.